This is a messenger RNA of Epinephelus lanceolatus (giant grouper), 2278 nucleotides long. It is a transcript of the gene prelid1a, whose product is annotated as PRELI domain containing 1a. The record is from RefSeq and is a predicted model, not a curated record. Gene Ontology annotation, cellular component: mitochondrial intermembrane space. NCBI's taxonomy places the organism in Eukaryota, Metazoa, Chordata, Actinopteri, Perciformes, Serranidae.
CCUUCCCUCAGGUCCGAGUCACGUUUGACAUGAAUUGCUGGUGGCCGCACGGUGAAGUUCGUUCCGACAGGAGUUUAACAUGCGAAUACUUCUCUUUUGAAUGCUGUCGCCAUUCAGGGUAACGGACUGCCAGAGGAAACACAGGGCACAAUGGUGAAGUAUUUCUGCUGCGCAGGUUUGCUCAAAAGCACCUGGGACCAAGUUUGUGUUGCUUUCUGGCAGCGAUAUCCCAACCCUUACAGUAACCAUGUCUUGACGGAGGACAUUAUCUUCCGAGAGGUUACUCCAACCAACUGCCUCAUUUCCAGACGUCUGUUGACCAAAACAAGCCGAGCGCCUCGCUGGAUGGAGCGGUACCUUCCAAAGCACAUGGCCAGCUCGGCGUACAUCAUCGAGGACUCCAUUGUGGACCCUCAGAAAAGGACCAUGACCACACUCACCUGGAACAUCAGCCACGCUCGCCUCAUGUCUGUGGAAGAGCGGUGCGAGUACCACAUUAACCCCGACAAUGGCAGCUGGACUGAGAUAAAAAGAGAAGCUUGGAUCUCUUCCAAUGUCUACGGACUCACUAGAGCUAUUCAGGAAUUUGGUCUUGCAAGGUUCAAGACCAGUGUUACAAAGACCAUGAAAGGCUUUGAAUACGUGUUGGCCAAAAUGCAAGGUGAAACUCCAUCCAGAACCUUAGCAGAGACUGCUACGGAGCGAGCAAGAGAGACAGCACUUGCGGCUAAGGAGAAAGCCAAAGACCUCGCCUCACAGGCCCAGAAGAAACAAUACGUGUGACGCACUGCAGAGAUCAUCGGCUCUUUUGCUGCUUAUACAGGGACAGCUUUACUCUUACCUCCCCCUCAUGUUUCAGUCGAGCAUUAGGGUAAGACAAACUGUUCCCGGUCAUGGGUUGAUGCCUCUAUGAGGAAGUAAGGAACUGAAAUGGUGGGUGGACCAUAAAAGGCCUGAGCUGGCUUCAAGAGCCUGUUCCAGCCUCCUGGGGUAUAUUGUACCUUUGAUACCAGGUCAUCUCAGUAUCACCAUAGAUAGAUCUUAAAGAAUGGUUGAAUAUGGCUCUGGGUGCCAUGACAUAAUAAUAGCACUUUGCCUUGACACUGAUCCUCAGACCUUUGUUCAACCUCUGUGCCCAUCAACAGCGUUCAGUUUACUCUGUUCAUCUCAGUAUGUCAGUUUGUAAUGGUAAUGACUUUUUCUUCAGAAGCUAAAAUUAGCAUAGCUCGGAAUAUCUGAUCAAUGCAAAAUUAUGUGUCUGUUGUUGUAUGUUUUGUUGCUGUCGUGUUAUAUUUUAUUUCAGCUCACCCAGCCACACCUUAAUGCAGGGUUCCUACACAUUUCCCAUUUCAAACUUCUCUACUUUUCCAGACUUCUGUGAAGAUUUCUCACAUCAUAUUUGACAUCUGAGUACAAAUAGCUAGAAUGAGUUUAAAAAAAGUUAAAUAAAUGGCAUCUGUGCAGCCUUGUUUAUUCGGUUGCCAUGGCGACAACAGUUAACACAAAGAUGACUAUUCUGUUAAUAACAUAACUGCAUAACUCCUCUGUGUUUAGACAAGCUUAAUAAUUGAUUAUUUGUGAUGCUAUGUAUAUAUGCAAUUAAAAGAUAUCGCCACGUUUUCAAAGCAGUUUGGUGGCGGAUGUCCAGAUUUGCAACCGUUUUAAGGCGCUUCGGGCGGAGCUGUUUUGCAGGCUGUAUGUAGAGGCAUAGAGGCAGCUCUGCAUAGGAGUGUGUGUCCAGUCGAACGCCAUACUCCUUGCCUUGCUUUCGGGGACAUCAAGCUCUCUCUGGCUGCUUGUUCCAAAUGCCAUGAAAAACACUGAUUAUAUGAUCAGUUUAUUUUUUAGAAAUUGUGAAUUUUAUAUUCUAUAGAACAGAAUGACAAUAGACUGGAAUCACAAGUAUUUUUUCAUAGAGUUUUCUUUUCCAUUCUUAUCCAGUCCUGGAAAUGACUCAAAUCAAUCUCCAUACUUUUCUAUCCUGCGUAGGAACCCUGUUAAUCAUCCUACCAAGACUGAUUGCUUCACUGACUGAAGAAGGGUCCAUAUUGUUGGCAGUCAUAGCUUGAUAAGAUACACUCAUUUAGCAUUAGUGGUAAAAUCUGGUCACAAUGGACAUCAGUGUCUUCAGCUUAAUUUAGAUGCAUGUACAAAGGCGAACAUGUACGGUACAUUCAGCUUAGGUCUGAUGACACAACCCCAUGCAACAAUAUGCUCUUCCUGUAUCAAUCAAAUAUCAGCUUGUCAAUAAAGGGACAGUUCCUUUGUUACAAUCAUA